AUGGAGGUCGCUCGAUCUACGCCGCCCCCGCGUGCGCGCUCUGAGCGCUACUGGAAGUAUAGUCACUACCCCGUGGGUCUUUCCCGUCUCAUACAAGAGCGUGAGGUGCGUGGAAACGCUCGUGUCAUCGACGCCGCCUGUCAGGGCCAUGGCAGCUUAGUUCGUCGGCUCCAGUGCGAGGCCGUACUCGACGGUCACGGGGGUUGCGUCAACACGCUUCAGUGGAACGAAACUGGAAAGCUGCUGGCGUCCGGAUCGGACGAUCAUAACGUGAUCAUAUGGAGCUACGACCAACACAAGAAGCAGCAGGUGAUCGAGUCCGGCCACACGCUCAAUAUCUUCGCUGUAUGCUUCGUCCCAGGCACAGACGAUCACGUUCUAGCCUCUGGAGCUAUGGACAACGACGUCCGCAUCCACUACGCCCCAUUCCGUAAAGACUCGUCCAAACUUUUCCGUGUUCAUCGAGAUCGAGUCAAAGAUAUUGGCAGCUCGUGGGCAGUGCCCAAAGUAUUCUGGACCGUAGCUGAGGACGGACUGGUGUAUCAAUUCGAUCUACGCGCUCUACCCCGAACCAGUGGGCGAUGUGAGUCCCCCGACACGUCUGGCGUUCUUAUCAAUUUAGGCAGGGACAGGAACGGCCGAGUGUUGAGAGGAAUGGGCAUGACGGCGCACCCGUUGGACCCGACGAAAAUUGUCUUUGCUUGUGGGGAUUUCUACACGAGAAUGUACGACCGACGCAUGCUGAGAGUGCAGCAGCACAUCUCGUCGGCCAGAAGCGCAGGAGCGACGAGCCCCGUGGAGGUUUUCGCUCCUCCCCAUCUGCACUUGGAUGCGUAUUGUGAUAGUAAAGCGCAGAGAUUCCACGAUAAAAGUCACGGAACGAGCAUCCGAUUCAGCAGUGACGGGUCUGAGAUCCUCGCGAAUUACCACAAUGACCACAUUUACCUGUUCAGAGUGGGGUCGAACGAGACGGUGGUGUUCAAUAGGGACAACAAGACCGAGCCUCAGAUCCAACCGCUAGCGUGGCUCAAUGGUGCGCACAUGGAUGAACCGAGUCUGCCGUUGGACUUGCAUAUGGAGGGAGUGGGGAUCUUGCAUGAACAAGGCCAAGAUGCACUUGGCAGGAGUGAGUACACGCGAGCACUCAAGUCGCUGACUCUGGCGUGUGGUGCUCGUGGAGUAGCAGAACUGACUAUGACGCAACGCAAAGAACUGCAUCACGACUGUGCCAAGGCCUAUCUGGGACGAUCGUGGAACGCAGAUAGCUAUCUGGCCGCGGUGCAGUGCAAGAAGGCGCUGGAGCUCGAUCCAAAUGAUCGCGAGGUUGAGUUGACGUAUAUUAAGGCGCUGGGUGCAGGGAAACGGCAACGACAAGCCAAGUGGCAGGCUCGACGAUACAAGGAGAAGUACCCUGAUCACGAAAUAGACGUGACCUCGUUCCUGAACGAGACAGCGUCGACCGACCGAGGUGAUCGUACAGUAGAUCGUUCCUUGCGUUUGUAUCGAUCCUCGGAUGAGGAUGAUUCGAGUGACAGCGAGGAGGAAGUUCCUCAUAGCAACCAGGACAACAACGCUGGAGAGGAGUUACCUGACGACGAUGACGGCUUCUGGGAGGGCGAUUUAGUGAACAGCACACCGGUGAACUGUGACGUCCUCCGACGCUACAUUGGCUAUUGCAAUGUGCAAACGGACAUUAAAGAGGCCGCCUUCUUCGGUAAGAACGACGCCUACAUCAUAGCUGGAAGCGAUGAUGGGCGUGCGUUGGUCUGGGAUAAAGCUACUGGAGAACUGGUGAACGCUAUUGAAGCGGACGCAGAUAUUGUGAAUUGUGUGCAACCUCAUCCAUUUGAUGCUUGUUUGGCAACGAGUGGGAUCGAGAAUGUGAUUCGGCUAUGGAGUCCCACGAGUGGCGAGGAGAACACGCCGACGGACGCUGAACUUGAGGAAAUCGUAUUGAAAAACCAAAGCCAAAUGGAUGAUAUCGCCAUUUCAUUCGAGGGUGCGAUGCACAACAUGGUUCGUCUCGUCUUCCAGGCGGGCGGUGACCACCAGGCGAUCCAAGAGUGCGCCACCAGUUAACUUUACGAUUAUUACUCGAAUGCGUGGAACUGAAGCACUUUGUUUUUUUCUGCGGUGGUGGCGCUUGCAUUAAUGACAAAGUGCGCCAAGCGUCACUGCUCCAAGGGAUUGGCAGCUAACGUGUUCAUCUUUCUGUAGGUUUUGAGAGGAUUGGUACCGCUUCAAGUAAAUAAUCAUCUGUUCAAGCGCUGCUGAGUAUCUCUACCAUU
This is a messenger RNA of Phytophthora infestans T30-4, 2288 nucleotides long. RefSeq lists its product as uncharacterized. The record is from RefSeq and is a predicted model, not a curated record. Bases 1 to 2079 code for a protein of 692 amino acids. Gene Ontology annotation, cellular component: Cul4-RING E3 ubiquitin ligase complex; cytoplasm. Lineage: Eukaryota; Oomycota; Peronosporomycetes; Peronosporales; Peronosporaceae. The transcript has a single exon. Gene Ontology annotation, molecular function: protein binding. Gene Ontology annotation, biological process: negative regulation of fatty acid biosynthetic process.